Messenger RNA from Saprolegnia parasitica CBS 223.65, 531 nucleotides. RefSeq lists its product as hypothetical. The annotation marks the transcript as partial. Lineage: Eukaryota; Oomycota; Saprolegniomycetes; Saprolegniales; Saprolegniaceae. The transcript has a single exon. The record is from RefSeq and is a predicted model, not a curated record.
ACUUUCGCUUUUCAUACCGAUCGUCAAACAAGGCUUUCGCUUUACAUACCGAUCGUCAACCAAGGCUUUCGCUCUUCAUACCGAUCGUCAACCAGGCUUUCGCUCUUCAUACCGAUCGCCAACCAGGCUCUCGCCCGACAAGUGAGAACAAUGGCGCAAGGGGUACGUACUGUGUUAGCGCGUUCGACAUCGAGUAGCCGCAAGUGUGUGUCAUGCCCGUAUCUGAUCCGGUCGAGUCCCAGAGCUGCAGCAACAACAAAGCAGCCUGUGAGAACUGGCAGCAAGGGGGUUUUAUUGCAUUGCAGCGACACGGACGAGAUACAAGCGUCGCAACGUGUGCGCGAUCGGAUCAAAUCCCUAACGAUUAUUCUCCAAGGAGCAGUACGCCGUGACCAUGCCAUUCUAGCCCCUCACAACGGCGAUGCGUCGCCGCCGCCGUCAGUCGCCCGUGCUCACAGUCGAAAGACCACCACCAGGAACAGAUUCAUGUAAAGUAAGCUCAAAUCGAAAUGGACCCCCUUCGACAAGUAC